UGGGCUCCGGCAGCCCGGCGGUACCUCCCAGCGUGCGCGUACUCUCUCGGCGCGGUGGAGCCUGUGUUCAGGCAGUGCGCCUUUGCCCCCUGACUUGGUUCGCUCAGAAGCUACCGCACACCUAAAGGCAGCGUGCAGUGGUCUGAAGGUGGAGUGUCGCUCGCUUCUCUUGCUCUUAUUUGCGGCACCAGGAAGUAGGGAACAGGACCUUACCGCACGCACGGAUUUAAUUUCGUUUGCGCUUUACUGCGCGGGCAAGGUGUUCGGGCAAAUUUGUGACAGGCGAAGAAGGAGCCGGCUGCCAAAGGAAACUGCAGAAAUAAUACAUUUUCACCGACUCUGUGCGUGAUAGCGUCACAGUUUAAAAGGCGUGAAAUCCGCUGUCCCGGUCCACCUUCGUCGUUUCAUCUCCUUCUGCACAGGGGGUUUUAUAAGGAGACGCUGGGGAAAGCGAAUGGUACAAUUAUCGGACUUCCGUGGAAUUCAGGUUCACAUGUAAGACGUCGGUCUCUCCCGGUGCGUCUGGACUCUCACACAAGGAGCGACAGUGGAUGCUAUCUGCCCGAAAGGACUGGUGGAAGUAACCGAGGUACCCCUUUUUGAAUGCCUUUGCAAGGAGUUGGCUGGUUUUUGUGCUGUCGGCAGGGGUUCAAGUUAUUGGGACGGGAGUAUGGCGAGAAAGAGGAUGAGGAAUCCUUUGAGUUGCGCACAAAGGAUGAACCGACGUGCAACGGGCGGAGCCCACUGGAGGUGACACUGACCCAGCCCACCCACACAGCCAACGGACCCAGCAGCUUGUCGGAGGUACCGGAGGAAAUGAGGAGUCUGAUCAUCGAGAGGGGCAAGGCAGGCUUGGAGGAAGACCCAGAGCUAGUGGUCAAAGGGUGGCUGUACCGAGAGGUGAGAGGUGGCUGGAUUUGGCAGAAGCGCCACUGGUUCGUGCUGACGCCGGACUCCCUGGAUUACUACACCAGCAACGACCAGACGGCCAAGAGACUGGGGGCGCUGGUCCUGACCAGCCUCUGCUCCGUCAUCUGGCCCGACAAGCAGACCUACAAGGAAACCGGGUACUGGAGCAUCACCGUGUACGGCCGCAAGCACUGCUACCGCCUCUUCACCAAGCACUUCAACGAGGCGGUGCACUGGGCCUGUGCCAUCCAGAAGGUCAUUGAGAGUAAAGCCCCAGUAGAGACGCCCACACAGCUGCUGAUUCGGGACAUUGAGGAGAACAAGUUCAACCCUGAGGUGGUGGAGCACAUCUACAAUCACAAUCCCAUCCUGAAGUACACUCAGAGUCCCCUCUAUGCCCCACUGCUGCCCUUCCCUUACGGUAGCCUGGACCACACCUCAGGCCACACUGGGAAGGGGUACACCACCCUGCGGGACGAGGCUGUGAAGGUCUUCAACUCCCUGCAGCAGCUGGAGUCGGCGCGGGACCCCGUGCCCCUCAUCCAGGGGGUGCUGCAGACCUGCCUGGACCUGCACCCCCUGCGCGACGAGGUCUACUGCCAGCUGGUGAAGCAGACCAGCGGCGUGCCCGCCCCCAGCACCGCCGCCCACCUGCGCUACUGGCAGCUCCUCACCUGCAUGAGCUGCACCUUCCUGCCCGGCCUGCCUGUGCGCAAGUACCUGCGCUUCCACCUGAAGCGGGUGCAGAGCCAGUGUCCCGACACCGAGAUGGAUAACUAUGCGGCUUUUAUAUCGGAGGCUCUGGAGAAGACCAAAGGCCGGGAGUGUGUGCCGUCCCUGGAAGAGAUCCAGGUGCUACUGAACCGGCAGGAGAUGCUGUGCACAGUGUACUACCCUGGCCACAGCUCCUGCCAGCUGCCCAUCACCUCGCACACCACGGCCGACGAGGUGGUGAAGAAGAUCUCCGAGCAGCUGGGCCUGCAGCACAGCCAGAACACCUUUGCGCUGUUCGAGCAGAACGCGCACUGGGAGCGGGCAGUAGGGGGCAGCACCAUCAUUGCCGACAUCCUAACCAGGUUUGAAAAUCUUUUCGCUAAGGAUCCCAGCUCAGAAGGUCAGUGGCGACUCUGUUUCAAGCUCUACUGUUUCCUGGACACAGACGGAAUCUCCACAGACAGCAUUGAGCACCUCUUCCUCUUCGAACAGUGCCAUGACAUGGUGAUCCGGGGUCAGCUGCCGGCGUCGGAAGAGGACCUGCAGUCCCUGGCGGCCCUGCGGCUCCAGGCCUUGAACGGAGACUUCGGCACCCACACCCCCCUCCCGUCGCUGGACGAGCUCUUCCCCGGCCGCGUGGUGGAGGCCCGGGCGCUGGCCUCUCUCAGGAACCCCCAGCCCCCUUCCGCCCCGCCUCCCCCGGCUCCCCCGGCCGGCUGCGGCCAGCGCUUCCCCGCCGGCCUCCUCUCGGGGGCGCUGUGGAGCCACACGGCGGCCGCCGCGCACAAGCAGAGGGCGGAAGAAGGCCUGCGGCUGCGGGGGCGGCUGAAGGAGGAGGCGGCGGCGGUGAUGGGCGCCAUCGUGGAGCGCUGGAAGGGCCUGCAGGGCUGCAGCCCGCAAAAGUGCAUGACUGCUUACCUCAACAUCGCCAAGCAGUGGCCAGGCUUCGGCUGCACGCUGUAUGAGGUGGACUUCUACAUUAGCUCUACAGGCAGUUUCUCCCAGAAGCUGUGGCUGGGAGUGGCUGCUAAGUCAGUGGCGCUGUACAGGCAGGGAGAGUCUGAGCCUUUGGAGUCCUUCCCUUAUGGACAGAUCUGUUCUUACGGAGUGACGGACAACAACACUUUCAAAAUCACGGCGGGAGACCGGGACCUGCUCUUCGAAACCAGCAAGCUGAAUGAAAUCGCCCAGCUAAUGAACGCCUACAUCAGCGCAGCGCGCCAACACCAAAGCCAGAAGAGCAGAACAGAGAGAGAGAGCUUCUGUUUGUCACUGCCUGUCCUGGAACUGCCUUCACAACUCAUUUGAGCACCCACGCCAAGGCCUACAGAAAGGAAGGAAACAGAAGGUGGGCUCUUUUCCACUGAUGCCUACCGAUGAACUUCACAUGGUUUGCUAAACUUUGCAAAACCUGGAGGUGUUUCUCCAGAGAUCCAACAAAAGGUAACAUUCUCUUUCAUAACAGCAGCGCUUGUGAUGUGGUCUUCAGAGUUUAUUGAUCCUUGUCACAAAAACUCACACAAGUGUCAGCGGAGCUCCACAGUGCUGUCCCAGAUUCUGUGAGAAAAGAAGUUGAUCAAAUUCUCAAGGUCUUUAACCCAGAGCUCCAGUUUGCACUCUGUUUCCUGGAGAUGUUGAUGUAACUGGCCCUGUGAACUUGGGAGGACUAAUUCAAGAAUUCAAACCAGAUGUUGGAGCCGGUAGCUGCUGGUGUCACUGACAGAUCUGACUUUUCCUUUCCUGGAACAAACCUGGGGCACUUUUACAGGGGCACAGAACUGUUGGAGAAACGUGUCUGAAGGUUACAGCGAGAUAUUGGCUCGUAAUAUUAUAUGAGAGCUAUUGCCAUUGCUUUACAUCUGAAACAGUAUCCUGACAGCUAAUAGAUCUCCUAUUUUUAUUCAGCAUAGAAUUCACUUAACCACAAAGCUUGUUCAAAUCUUAAUCAAAAUUGAAUGAAAGUACUCCUAUGUCUCUUGGAAACACUGAAUGAUACCCUAUAACUGUUCUUCAGCGUUGACACCAGUUGACCUUAGCUUGUGUGCUAUUCCUCAAGUGCAAAUUUCAGUGCAGAUGAAACACUGAACACCUGACACACUUUCAGAUGACUUGUUCUGCCUCAAGUUCCCAGGUCAGCAAUGAGUGUUCACCAGUAAUUUACAUAAGAUUUUGGCAAAGGCUCAAGACCCAACUGUGGUUUCUGGUCAGACUAUAUCCUGGUGCUAUCACUGGUCUGUGAAUUUCAUCAUGACUGUUUUUUGGAUUUUCACUGCAUAUACACACUUACUCAAUCCAAAAUGACCAAUUGUUAAACUGUCGGUUUCAGUACACAUUCGUUGUAACACUGUGAAAUUCCGCUCUGGUAUAUAUAGCGUUGUAAAUGUUACACUAACACCAGUAGCCCAGUUAAACAAAACUGAAGCAAGCCACCACAUAAUAACCUCCUUCUUACACCCGCUGAACUUACCAUUUCAUUUACAAAUAAGGUACAGUAACGAGACUUGGUAAACUGAAAAGGUUGGUUUUUUUUAUUUUUAAACCUAGUUUAUAUUUGUUUUUCAUAUAAAUCAACUUUUUCUUAAAAAAAAAAUACUUAAGAGGGAAUACUUUUACAAUACGUUUUAAGAUAAAACUAAAAAAUGUUUUGUCCAUACUGGCAUUUAAAAAUCAAAAAAAUCAAUGCUCCCCCUAUAGGCCACGUGUUGUUACUGUGUUAUCUAAACUUACCACUCAUAGGCAUUGCAUAAAUCACCCCAAAGCUGUAAGCCAUAUCUGAAUAAGUAGGACCAAAUAAAUCUUCCCCUCAACAUGUAGAAGCUGCUGAAGUUCUCUCCAGACGACUGGGGCUUUCCAAUACUUCCCUUAGAAAUAAAGCUCCAUUGCAAAACUGUGGAGCAGCCACCUUGCUAAUUGUAUGAUAAUCCAUUUAAUUAACCGUGUUUAGUUCUUCACCUGGAUGGUUAGGAUUGGGCCUAGUUUUGGCCCAGAAACUCUGGCAAUGCCGCCUUGCCUGGCUCCUCCUCAGUGGGAGGGACACUGUGGUUUCCUUCCACUCGAAACCAGAGAAAUUGCCGUGACGGCACUGGACUUGGUAAACCAGUCCGGCGCAGCCCCCUCUUUCCUGUGCAGCUCCCAGCCACCCUUCCAUUCUUUUGUAUGAUAACAUGCGCCCUGAAGCCCAAGCCUCAGUAUUGUCACGGUGAAGAUCUUUCUCUGGAGGAAGACGUGAACCUGCUGUUACACAGCUCAGCUAUUGUACAGCCUUCCGCUUGUUUCUAUAAAAGCUGCGGGCAGCUUUUUUAUCUGUAUAAAAAAAAAGCUUUUUAUUUAACUUGUUUGUAUGCUGCAUGGUAUUUUCAUUCUAUAUAUAUAUAUGUAUAGGCAGUUGCACUAUGUUUGUACAGGUAACUCAGAUGUGCAAUAAUUGAAAUGUAAUUAAUAAAGACAACAGCAUCAUUACACCAAUAAUAAGUUUUGGAAGUGUCUUAUUCAUAAUUGAGGUUAGCAGAGAAUACCUGAAUGUACUAUGUUUUUUUUUCAAUCUGAUCACACAUGGCUUCCUUAAUACAAUUUGGCCAUUCAUAUUUGUUCUGUAAAGUAUUUGCAGUCUCAUGUAGACAAUAUAACGAUUGUUUUGUUUGGUUUCUGUUAACAGCAGACUUUUUUUUUAAUGUCUUUCCCACUCUCCCUUCCAGCUACUGACCAGGCUCACAGCUGCUGAGCUUCAGUGGGAUGCCAGUUGUAUAGACACCUCUAAUUAAAAAGCUUACAGCUGCAGAUAUUGAUAUGCAUAGGUGAAAUGUCUCAAAACAGAUUUUUCCAUAUUGCUUACUUUUACCUUUUUUAAAACUGCAUCAUACAGUUGAGGCAAUGAAAGCCCCAUCCUCAUGACAUCAGAUCUGGAGUCAUUAAAAGGGCACAGGACUAAAUUAAAUUAUUAAAAUAUAUACAGUACACUUACUAUUAAAAUCUAAUGAGAGGAAUUAUCCUGGAGCUAUUCUUCAUGGAUUAUGCUCUUGCAUGCCAGGGCAUACCACAACAUUUAAAGAACUUCCAAACCACCCACGAGUCUCGCAUAUUAAUUAGGGAGAUUGCAAAAGUCUUUGUUAAGAAUCUUAUACUAGACAUAAUGAAUCCACAAAACAAGCUGGCUGACCAUCACAUAUAUAUAUACAUACACACAAUUGCAAUUCGAUUAAACAAGGUGUCAAAAUCAAACCCUAACCCAGACUUUACUCCAUUCAUUAUUCCCAUUAGAGUGGGAACCCACAGCUUCAGGGCACAGUUAGACAUAAGAAACGUUGGGAAAAAAAAAAUAUAUAUUUCAGAAGUGUUAUAUGCAAUUUAAUUUGCAUUGUGAAACUGGGAAAGCCCUUUCAUAAGUUAAAAUCUAUUUAACUACGAUCAAAGUGCAGAAUGUGUAAUCGGAUUGCUAAACAC
Molecule: messenger RNA, 6063 nt
Organism: Lepisosteus oculatus (spotted gar)
Lineage: Eukaryota; Metazoa; Chordata; Actinopteri; Semionotiformes; Lepisosteidae
Gene: plekhh3
Product: pleckstrin homology, MyTH4 and FERM domain containing H3
Biological process (GO): signal transduction
Cellular component (GO): cytoskeleton
Source: RefSeq, a predicted model, not a curated record